UGCUGCCCCUUCCAGAAACUGAAAUGUCUGGGGAAAAUGAAAGAUAAUUCGCAGUUCUUCUGCAUUUCAAUGUUAGUUCUCUUUGAUUCAUAAUUUCAUGUCUUCUCUCCCUCUUCAUUCAGGCAACUUUGCUGGCUAUAACUGCGGUGACUGCAAAUUUGGUUGGACUGGCCCUGACUGCAGUGUGAGGAAGCCACCAGUUGUCAGGAAAAACAUCCAUUCCUUGACAGCAGAGGAGAGAGAGCAGUUCCUCGAUGCUCUAGACCGUGCAAAGGCUACCAUCCACCCAGACUAUGUGAUUGCAACUCAGCACUGGACGAGUUUGCUUGGCCCCACCGGAACGGAACCACAAAUUGCCAACUGUAGCAUUUAUAAUUACUUUGUUUGGCUUCACUACUACUCUGUCAGAGACACACUCCUAGGGCCUGGCCGCCCCUUCACAGCUAUUGAUUUCUCCCAUCAAGGACCUGCCUUUGUAACUUGGCACAGGUACCAUUUGCUGUUGCUGGAAAGAGACCUGCAGAGACUGAUAGGCAAUGAGUCCUUUGCGCUUCCUUACUGGGACUUUGCUACAGGUAGAAACACAUGUGAUGUGUGCACAGACCAGCUCUUUGGAGCACCGCGGCCAGAUGACCCGGGGCUGAUCAGCCUGAACUCCAGAUUCUCCCAGUGGCAAAUAGUUUGCAACAGCUUGGAUGAUUACAACCGCCUGGUGACACUGUGCAAUGGGAGUGAUGAAGGACUGCUCCAACGAAGGCCACCGAGGGGCUCGGGUGAACAGCUGCCCACUGUGGAGGACGUCAGGAGAUGCCUUUCCCUGCAUGAGUUCGACAGCCCUCCGUUUUUCCGCAAUUCUAGUUUCAGCUUCAGGAAUGCGCUGGAAGGCUUCAAUACACCAGAGGGAGCCCUGAACUCGCCAAUGCUGAACCUCCAUAAUUUGGCUCACUCUUUUCUGAAUGGAACCAGUGUUCUCCCUCACGCAGCUGCCAAUGAUCCCAUCUUUGUGGUUCUUCACUCCUUUACUGAUGCCAUAUUUGAUGAGUGGAUUAAGCGGUUUCAUCCCCCUGACAAUGCCUGGCCUGAGAAGCUGGCUCCUAUCGGUCACAACAGACUGUACAACAUGGUCCCUUUUUUCCCUCCUGUAACCAAUGAUCAACUCUUCCAAACUGCGGAGCAGCUUGGCUACACCUAUGCCAUUGACCUACCAGGUUCUCUUGAAGAAAGCCAAGCGUGGGCUGCCAUGGUUGGAUCUACAAUUGGAGGAACGCUGAUAGCUUUGGCUGUGCUUGUUCUGCUGCUUGUACUUUUCCAGCACCAAAGGCAGAGAAAAGGUUUUGAACCACUGAUGAAUGUGAAAUUUAACUCCAAAAAGUACAUGGAAGAGGCCUAGCGCCUUGGCUUUGUUCCCUUGCUCAUUCUGCUGAGAAGUUACCUUGAUUGAUUUAUUCAAAUCUGAGCAGAGUUUAGCCAACCUUAUCACACACACCUUUGGCAGCUGACUACAUUGUUCUCUUCCAGUUUUUCCAGUUAUCUUGUGAAUUGUGAUAUAUGAAGUCUCUGGGUACAUAUGUGCAAGGCCCAAGAGAGACCAGAGUUUUCUCAUUACCAAACAUUAUCUAUAGUGUGUGACACUUAAAAGUCAUCAAAUCUCUAUAGAGUUAAAUCAAGACAGUUAAGAAUCAAAAUAGAAGAAGAGCAUCUUGAAUUAGUGAGAUAUUUUUUUCAGCUCAAUUUGGUUUUGAUUUCAUUUAGCAGCCCUGUGAUGUGCUGAAAGUUUUAAACUCUCUAUAUACAUUUGAAUAGUGUAUUAUCUUAUGGUUAUCAAUAAAUGUUCUAAAGAAUGUAGUUCAUUUGCAGGGGUUUAAAAAUGUUGUGUGCAAUGUGGCAAAAUACUGUGGGAACCCCAUGGUUUUGUUCCAGAAGCACAAUCAUAUCAUUUCAUAGAAUCAGAAUCAUAGAAUGGUCUGGGUUGAAAAGGACAACAACAAUCAUCUAGUUUCA
Molecule: messenger RNA, 2001 nt
Organism: Meleagris gallopavo (turkey)
Lineage: Eukaryota; Metazoa; Chordata; Aves; Galliformes; Phasianidae
Gene: DCT
Product: dopachrome tautomerase
Biological process (GO): developmental pigmentation; melanin biosynthetic process from tyrosine; ventricular zone neuroblast division
Cellular component (GO): melanosome
Molecular function (GO): oxidoreductase activity; dopachrome isomerase activity
Source: RefSeq, a predicted model, not a curated record